AGAAGAGAAGAGAAAAGAAAAAAUAAAUAUAUAGAAGAAAAAACAUGUUCAGGACUGGACUGAUCAGUCUAUCAAAACCUGUAUAUGACUUGUGAUUCUUCUCUUCUCUGAUUCAUUCUUCUUUUCCUGUGCAUAAUAGAGUUAACAGCAUAUAAGAGGCAUGGAGAGAGCAGUGAAUGAGUUCCUGAGUGUUAGGGUGGAUUAUCCCUGUGCCUGUAUCCAUGGUUAACUGGGCAGCCAUAGAGCACCUAAUAGGAUAGGGAGUAAGCAGAACGAUGUAAUGUCAGUCAUAACGCAUCCUACCCAAAGGCAGCAGUUCGUUCGUUUAACGACUGGUUCAUCGCAGAGCCACCUGUCAGUUACGGCGAGAGCGCGCGCGUCCACGUCUGUUUGGUGACCGCGCGUGCCAGCGGCGACAACAACAACAACAUCAUGAAUAAUGAAUGAUCGCGGCGCUCAGCGCUGUGCUGAAGCCGCUCACGGGAUAUUCUCAAAGUGUCCGUGGACGUGAACAGCAGCGCGCAGCAGGAGCGCCGUGAAUGUGGUGAAGUAACGAUGUUGUUGUAGCAUUACUCCGUUUGGGAAUUGUAUUCAGAUAGAAAGACAUUUGCACUAGAAAAGUAGCAAGUAGAUUUUUUUCACUUUUUAAAAACUUUUUAACCCCAAAGAAGUAGCAUAGUAGCCUACCUAUUUCCAUUUUUGAAAGGACUUACACGGGAAAAUGAAGCCACGGAUUUUACUGACCUUUCUGACGUUUAUUGGUUCAUGUUUGUGUAAUGGAUCUGAGCUGGCUUUCCUUACAGAGCCCAGUGAUGUUAUCGCGGUACGGGACAGGCCGUUGAUGCUGGACUGCAGGGUGGAAGGCGAGGGUCCCAUUACCGUGACGUGGCAUAAGAACGGAGCUCCAGUGUUCCUGGGAGUAGGCAGUCGUGCAAAGGUCCUAUCCAACGGCACGCUCCUGAUCCGUAGCUUCCAGAAGAGACGGGAUGGAGAUGCUACUGAUGCUGGAGAGUAUUACUGUGCUGCACAGAACCACUACGGCAUGCUGGUCAGCCGCAAGGCCCACGUGCAAGUUGCAUCUCUUCCUAAAUUCCACACUCACCCAGAGCCCAUGUCAGUAGAUGAGGGAGGUGUUGCACGUUUCCAGUGUCAGGUCAAUGGUAUUCCUGAGGCCAAAAUUACUUGGGAGAAAGACCGUGUUGUGCUUGGAACAUCUGAUGACAGGUACACACUUCUCCCAAUGGGUAUUCUGCAGAUUACAGGAGUUAAGAAAUCAGACGCUGGUGUCUAUCGCUGUGUUGCCACCAAUAUCGCCAACACCCGCUACAGCCACGAGGCCUAUCUGAACGUAACCGGUGGUGUUCCUCGCACCUAUAAGGAGCCAGUCAUCCUGUCCGGCCCACAGAACCUCACCAUCACCGUCCAUCAGACCGCCAUUCUGGAGUGUAUCGCCACUGGAAACCCUCGUCCGAUUGUGUCUUGGAGUAGACUUGAUGGCAGAUCUAUUGGAGUGGAGGGCAUACAAGUGCUUGGGACAGGGAACCUGAUGAUCUCAGAUGUCUCCCUUCAGCAUUCUGGAGUGUAUGUGUGUGCUGCCAACCGGCCUGGUACCAGGAUGAGGCGUACUGCAUUGGGCAGGCUGGUAGUUCAAGCUCCUCCAGAGUUCAUUCAGUGGCCGCAGUCUGUGUCUAAACCAGCAGGAGGCAGUGCUGUGUUCACAUGUGUGGCUCAGGGUGUUCCUGAGCCUCAUAUCAUUUGGCUGAAGAAUGGAAAGAUACUCACGCCUGGCGAUAAUGUGAAGCUCACAAACAAUAACAGCACCCUGGCUGUAACUCGCAUCACAUCAGAGGAUGAGGCCAUAUACCAGUGCAUCGCUGAAAACUCUGCUGGCACUAACCAGGCCAGUGCUCGUCUGGCUGUGUCCCUGGCCAAAGAGCUGCCCGAUGCCCCUCAGGGCCUGAAAGCCACGGCUCUCUCUAAAACCACCCUGCAGCUCUCCUGGACACAGCCACCAGACGAAAUCACAGACGGGAUCAUCGGAUACGUUCUGCAUAUCUGCAAAUAUGGCGAGCCUGAAAGCAAAGAACUACAGGAGGCUGUGAGUAAGACAACAUUUCAGCAUGACCUCACUAACCUUGAACCUGCGACCACCUACUCCAUCUACCUGAAGGCUUACUCUCCACUGGGUGCUAGUGAACGCUCCAGUACUGUUGUUUCCACAACACUAGGGGGCGUGCCCAGUCCACCUACAUUUUUCACCAAAGCAAUAAACACCACUGCAGUCCAGGUCCUAUGGGAGCUGCCCAGUAAGCCUGGAAAAAUGGAGGGUUUCCGACUAUCAUACCGCAGGAUCCCCCACGGAGAGAUCCAGGGACCGAUUCAGUUGCCAUGCCAUGUUAACGCUCACACCAUUUCUCAUCUCGACCCUGGUGCUGUGUAUGAAGUCAAACUGGUGGCCUACAAUGGUAAUGGAGAGAGCGACUGUUCAAAGAAACUUGUGUCACUGGCUGAGGACAGGACUAGUGCUAAAACCAGAUCAGGAGAGGAGACUGAAUGUAACUGCAGGGGUGUAGAGAGCUCGGUGAGCAGCAUUGUGGUUGGCAUCCACAUUGGCAUGGCCUGCAUCAUUUUCUGUGUGCUCUUCCUCAUGUUUGGAUAUCGGCGCAGUUUCCUCUGUAGGAAGGGGACUCAGGACAGCUGGUCUGUACCACAGGGUGAAGAUGGAGGUCACCAUGCUCAGAGCAAUGGCAUCCCAAAAGCGGGAGUGACACGGCCUGCUCAAGGCAUUGAACUGGUUCCACAAGGUCAUAACACAGAUUGCCAGGCCCAAUGCCAGGUUCUUAUUGAGCAGCACUCAUCCAGUCUGCCAGGCACAGGCACAGGCACUUAGCUAGCGCUGCCUCUGUGAUCUACCUCCUUGUGGUUCCUCUGCCUAGCCUGCCCACCACAAUGUCCCCUUUAGUCCAUAUUUAUCAUGCCCUGUCUGUCACCUAAACUGCUGCUACUGUUUAAAGGUGUAAAUGGGUCUGUUUUAACUACAAAACUUUUGAUAAUUGAGCUGGUUUAAAUUAGUCUGUCCCAUUUGUUGCUUUUGCUCCUUGCCUAUAGAACCGAAGCUUGACUCCUUUGAGAUCUUUAUGUCGAUGUGUCUGCACAAUAACACCAAAUGAUGGCCUUAGGAGAUACUGAAGACAUUUGUUAUGCUAGCAUGCUAAGUUACAAAUAGUUACUGCACUUUUUCUGAGCAGAAAAACACAAUGGAAGCAAAAUACAACAAAAAUUAUACCAAAACCGCUUUAUAUUUUAUUAUCAAAGGGCUUUCUGCUAAAACCAAAACUUCAUUUUGCAAUGUGUCCUCUGGUAAUAAAAUGUAGCCUUACGUUGUGUCCGAACUGAUGCCACAUAAUAUAAAGACCAAACGUUGAAAUAAUUUCUCUUCAGUCAAACUCUUAUAUACGAUUUAGUGAACUACAUGAUUUACAAAACAAGCUACAACUAGCCAUAUUCUCAGUGGAAAUGAUUUCAGGGAACAGAGGUUUGUUUCAUUUGUUAGCCUUAGCUCGGAUAUACAAAGAUGAAUAACGUGGCCUUGCUUUUGCCUUCGCUUGUGGUUGUGUGAGUUCAAAUAAAUUGAUUGUUAUAUGUUUCACCGUACAUGCCUCGAGGCAGGCUAUACCCCAGAGGAACCAUAAAGUUGAUGGAUUCUUACCACCUUUCCCUCUUUCCUAUUCUUUAUAAUACCCACCAAAAGCUGUAUACCUCCAAAGAUAGCUACCUCAGAAUGUUAUGUUGGGCUGAUAUUAGCCACCUGCUAAUAAAACUUGCCUACCUCAGCCAAAAAAUAGCAGAUACCCGCUACUCUUCCCCCUGCCAGUGCCUGUGCCAGCUGCCUCCAGAACCUGCAUUCAGGUGCCCAUCUGGUCGACUGCCAUGGAGAGUGUGACCGUGGCUGCCCAUCCUCUGGCUCCAAAUAUUGCCUUAGCAGACAAAAGCUGUCUGGGAUCCCCUCCCUAACUCAUCAUCCAGAGAUGUUUUACAGAACCAUUUAAGCUGUGGAAUACUUAAAAACACCUUUGAUGCGAUUCUUUCCAAGUCCAUCCAUCCACAAUUAGGAUCCUGCCAAUCCGAUCCAAGGAUUCAUUUCUGAUGCUGCUAAACUCCAAAGAAAAAGAUGAAACAGCAGGUACAGAAGGGGAUUCAUUUUGUUCGGAGAAUGUGAUAUGGAAAUUCCGCAUGGAAUGUAUGGACCCUUGAGAAUUGUAAUGGGAUAUUUUUGGGCCUUUCCAUGUGGAUACCACAAAAACCUGUGCAACCGAAAGCUUAGGAUAUUUUGCUUUCCACCAAGGAAUAUGUGAUGGCAUCAAGACGAUGUUUAUCCAAAGAGAUUCUUUCCAGCCAAACCAACUGGUCUUUUCUCCAGAUGCCAAAUCGGUUGCCAUGGGAACUUGACGGGGCUGCGAGAUGAUGGUUGAUUUUGGGUUUACUGAGAAACUGCUGCGUUCUCUCUUUCCCAAACAAACAGGCAUGGCAGCAGAUUAUCCAAAAAAUUGUGUGAGAUAUGAAAACCAAGCUUUAUGAUAUCCAAAGA
This is a messenger RNA of Cyprinus carpio (common carp), 4588 nucleotides long. RefSeq names its product immunoglobulin superfamily DCC subclass member 3-like. Gene Ontology annotation, molecular function: protein binding. Gene Ontology annotation, biological process: cell-cell adhesion; axon guidance. Gene Ontology annotation, cellular component: axon; plasma membrane. The record is from RefSeq and is a predicted model, not a curated record. Bases 722 to 2890 code for a protein of 722 amino acids. NCBI's taxonomy places the organism in Eukaryota, Metazoa, Chordata, Actinopteri, Cypriniformes, Cyprinidae. The transcript has 15 exons.